Caenorhabditis bovis is the source of this 3786-nucleotide messenger RNA. Lineage: Eukaryota; Metazoa; Nematoda; Chromadorea; Rhabditida; Rhabditidae. The record is from the annotation of a GenBank genome assembly.
AUGACCGUUUCACAUUGUCUCAUAUUACUGUUGCAGAUCACUUCCAUUCUCCGACAGAGUCACAAAAUGACUCUUCACACUUGGUGCGGCCUACUCUUUUGUGGCUUAUUAGCACUCAAUUCCGUUGAAGCAACAUGUUCGCCAUCAUUUUUCGCCAAGAGCAUAAAAUAUGAAGAAGCUGUUGAGAUCGACUUUUACUAUACCGGAAUCAAUCUAGCUUCUGCCGCCGCUUGUGCCUCAUUCUGUGCCCAACGUGAAUUCUGCCGAAGUGCUGUUUAUAAUAGUCGCACCAAAACUUGUGGAAUCUCUUAUGAAUACACACUUGCAUGCGUUUCUCAUGUUGAGAGAUAUAAGGAAUACGAGGCGGACUCAAACAAUGGUGAUUUGAUCCAAAUCGCAUGUGUGGAUGAGUGUCCGAAGGGCUCCGAUAAGAAUAAUAGCAGCAAGAAUGAUAAGCUUGAUCAGGAGGGUCCAGGGAAGGUUCCGAUUGGAAUUAUAACUGGAGAACCAAAUAAUGGAAAUAGACCUCAAGAAGAUAGUGAGACAGAGAAGCUGCCAAAACCAAAAGCUCAGGGAUAUGUGACUCGUCUUGUUCUGGCAAAUAUUAGCGGAAUCCCAGAAGGAGGUGUUGGUGUUGCUGAACCUCUUGCUCUUCCACAGAGCGACGGAAACGUUAACAACCAGAAGAAAAAUAAAGGAAAGUCGCAAAUUUGCUAUCGCACAAUUCGACAUAGAUAUCUGUUAGGCGGGGAUUUCGAACAACACGAUGUCUCAUCGAUAAAUGAGUGCAGAUGCUUGUGCGCCGCCACUUACAAGGACGGAAAAUACAAAUGCCACUCAUUCCAAUACAGAGCCGGAACUUGUACACUGAAUAAGGGAAACCACCUUGGUCAUUACGAUUUAAUUGAACAGCGUAAAACGGUUUAUCAAUACGUUGACUGUGACGUUGAAGUUCUUUUGGCUGUUGCUGCUAAAUUCUGUCCAAACUUCAAAACAUUAGUUAAAGAAGACAAAUCUAAAUCUAAUAAGCAAGAGCCGGAAGCGGCACCAGGAAAGAAGAAAGAGAACAAGAAAGAUGAGAAAAAAGAAAAUAAGAAGAACGAUAAGAAAGCUGACAAGAAGGAAGAAAAGAAGAUCGAUAACAAGAAAGCUGUUGAUAACAAGAAAACUAAUAAAGUUUCACCCAAAAUAAAGAAUGUUCCUAAAAUCGCUCCAAAGCCAAAACCAACUACUGCGAAGCCAAAACCAACAACUGCAAAGCCAAAACCAACUACUCCAAAAUCCACAACAAAAUCAACACCAAGACCAACACCGAAAAAAACUGAGAGACCAGUCAGCAAAACGGAACCAACUACAACAAAAGCACCGGAACCAAAAUCAAAAGAAACAGGACAUGACGAAUCAGUUAAAGAAGAUACUUUGAUUAAGAGAAAUGACUGCUUUGAAGUUAUCGAUGAUCAUUUGAUGGUCAGUGUUGCUGGCGGUCUGGAGCAUGAUGUUUCAAUUGAAGAAUGUCAAUGCAUUUGCGCAAACAGCAAAAAGUCUGGCAAGUAUCCAUUCCAAUGUGCAUCGGCUACUUACUAUCACAUAGAAAGAGACUGUAUUUUGAACUUGGAAAAUAGAUUCAUGAAGAGCAAAUUGUUUGAGAAACAAGUCGUUAACUUCAAUGUAUCUUACAUUGGUAUCACUUGCCCAACAGAUAAGGCCGUUACUAGUACUGCUGACUUGGCUAAGACAAACUGCAGAAGAUCUGUUCAGGAAACUGCACCGACUCCAAAAAAGAAGAAGAAUGGAGUAAAUUCAGAUGAAUGCUACGUUGAGCUUGGAGAUUUUGUGCUUGAAGGAACUGCAAUCGCUGUUGAAACUGGCAUAACUGCUGCGGAAUGUAAAUGCAAGUGCGCUCAAGGCGAAAAGCUUUACGUUGAUGACUGCGCUUCAUUCUUGUAUUAUUAUGAUAGCAAAACAUGCCUUAUCAAUAAACAAAACAGAUUCUCAAACCCCGAAAAAUUCAAUUUUGUGCCAAGUUUGAAUCAGUCAAGAAGCUACUUUGAAUGGACUUGUGCUAACAAAGAUGCAGCACGUCAUAAAUACCUAUCAGAUGUUUGUUCCAUUUCACAAGAAAUUGUUGAAGGAAACCUUUUGAAUAGUGAAGGGCAAACCGUGGAAGUCAAACAGGACACCCCGAAACUUGAAAACAAUGUUGUUCGAACUACGCGACUUGACGAGAAAGAAUUUUUGGAAAGAAUUGAGCAGGUUGAAGGACAAAUUGAGACAACAACGACUACUGAAAAAAUAACUACCACUGUGGCUGAAACAACUACCACGGAGUCUGAAACAACUACUGCUGCAACGAAAAAUGAGGAAACGGAAGUGGUUGUGAAGGAGAUCGAAGAGUCCUUGCUCAAAAAGAUUGAAGAAGCCGAUGGAGAAUUGGAAAAGAAGACGUCGGAGACUGGAUCUAAUCUUGAGGAGGUUGGAACUAAAACGGUCGAUACCAACGCUCUACUCAAAAAAAUCGAAGAGUCUGAUGAAAAGCUCAGCAAAGUCACGGCUACACCGCCCAAGGCUACCACCACUACUGAACCAGAUGCAACAACAGAAUCAGCAAAUGUCGAAGAAAAGUCUUCAAAAGCGGAUAAUUCAGAAAUUGGGACUCACCCUGCUGAUCAAGAUGUUCUAUUGAAGAAAAUUGAGAAGGCUGAUAAAGAAUUGGAAAAAAAGAGUGCCGAAAUCGAUAAUGAUAUAAAGCAUGUACAUAAUCCCAACCCCAAUUCAAAUCAGACAACGGUUGAAACCCAUGCGGUUGAUGAGAAAGAACUGAUUAAAAAAAUCGAAGAUGCUGAAAAUGAAUUGUCCACUGACACUACAAAUCCCCCAGUUUUCGUCCUCACUGAACCAACACCAACGACCACAGCGAAACUGAUCCUCAACAAGAAAAAAUCUAAAACCUCGAAAGAUAAAUCAACGGGCAAUGAUAAGAAGCUCGAAUCCAAGGAAAUUGGAUUGAGAGAAAUGAACGAGAAAACCAUUGAAGAGCUUAUUAAUCAAACUGUGCAAGAAAAGGAAGACGCGGUUUUUGACGGCGAAGAAGAGAACGAAGAAGUUGAUCCAAAACGAGUUAAGAUGAAGAAAGUUGAAGCGAGAAUUCUUGAAAAACUUUCAGAGAUUGAGGAAAAGUCGGUGAUCCCUGUUACUUCGGCUGAACGAAGAAACGAUAAAAACACACAAACUGCAGUCAAAUCGAACAUUCCUCAGAAGAAGAGACAUUACCUUAUACCAGAAGCAGAAGGAGUUGACGAUGAAAAUGAAGACGAUGCAACUGAGGAACUGCCGGCAGAACUUGAUGAGCCAACUACAAGAAAACUGCCGACAACUACUACUACGGCAACAACAACGAAGAAAUCAAAAGCGAGUGGAGUCAAAACUCACAAAUUCGAUGAAAAAAUCGAAAAGGAAAUGCCGCCACCGUUGAUACGAACUACACCAGAGCCAACCACAACAACUCCAGGAUAUCCACCAGCAGGAAGAUGCUCAUAUUCGGCUCUUUACCAAACUGCAUUCUUCGGAAGAAGAUUAUUGAAAACUGUUAGAGUUAAAUCGCCAGCUGAUUGCUUUGCCGCUUGCUAUGCUUUGAGAUGCCGGUCAGCUAACCUCAUUUCACAAGGUGACCUCAACAGUUGCGAACUUUACAAAGAUUCUCUCAUCGACUACCGUAGACCUGACAUGAUUGGAUAUGACGCUACUACAGUAUACUUCGAUGGAAUAAACUGCGAUGGUGGAUUCUAA